Messenger RNA from Tarenaya hassleriana, 863 nucleotides. RefSeq names its product ADP-ribosylation factor-like protein 2. The coding region runs from base 111 to 668 and encodes 185 amino acids. The record is from RefSeq and is a predicted model, not a curated record. Gene Ontology annotation, biological process: protein folding. The transcript has 6 exons. Gene Ontology annotation, cellular component: microtubule cytoskeleton; cytoplasm. Lineage: Eukaryota; Viridiplantae; Streptophyta; Magnoliopsida; Brassicales; Cleomaceae. Gene Ontology annotation, molecular function: GTP binding; GTPase activity.
GAAGCCGCUCCGUCUCCGUCCCAAUUCUACGAUCGGCGGAAAAAAAGCGAGAGAGGAAGAAUCUUUUCGGAGUGAUCGAAGAUCGGUGGGUUGUUCUUGUCGGAGAGGAAAUGGGUUUGCUAAGCAUAAUCCGCAAAAUCAAGAAGAAAGAGAAGGAAAUGCGAAUCCUUAUGGUUGGGCUCGAUAAUUCUGGGAAAACGACGAUCGUUCUGAAAAUUAAUGGAGAAGACACAAGCGUCAUCAGCCCAACUCUAGGGUUCAACAUCAAGACCAUCAGUUACCAAAGGUAUACACUUAAUAUAUGGGAUGUAGGCGGGCAAAAGACGAUAAGAUCGUACUGGAGGAAUUACUUUGAGCAGACUGAUGGGUUGAUUUGGGUGGUGGAUAGCUCUGAUAUCAGACGUUUAGAUGAUUGCAGAAUGGAGCUUCACAAUCUCUUGAAGGAAGAGAGGCUGGUCGGGGCAUCAUUGCUGAUAUUUGCGAAUAAACAGGACAUAGGAGGUGCUCUUACUCCCGAAGAAAUCGCCAAAGUGCUGAACUUGGAGUCGAUGGAUAAAAGCCGGCACUGGAAAAUCGUCGGAUGCAGCGCGAUCACCGGUGAAGGUCUGUUGAAAGGGUUUGAUUGGUUGGUUCAAGACAUUGCCUCCAGGAUCUACAUGCUUGACUGAACUACAACAUGAAAAAAAACCCGAAGUGGGUCUGUUUGGGAUGUGGAUUGAAUUUGAAAUUUUGUAUCUGGCCAGUUGUAUUUCUUGUCCUUCAAAGAUGUAUGAGAUGAUGAUUCAGGAGGGCAAUGGGUGGGUAUGACCUUUGAAGCCAAACGUUUCCCUUCUCAAGAGAGAAUUAGUGUCCUGUUGAAAUGA